AUCUCGGGGACGCUCGACCCUCGCCGACACCUCAGCCGUGGCGCCGGCUGGUGCCCUUCGCCAACGUGUAGCUUCCGCCUUCCACUUGGGGGAGGAGUUGCACGACAGCCGGCGCGGAUUGCCGGAGAUGGCAGCUGGAAGUCCUUUGGCAGCACGCAUGAAGGCGCUGAAAGCAGACACUUCAAAGCAGGCACAGCCUCCGUCGCCACAAGCAGUUGCACCGGCACCAACCGACCUUCAGCACGCUGCAGCCGCGAAGAUCCAAGCGCACGCGCGGGGGCGAUGGGUGCGGAAGCGUGCCCGGAAGAAGGAGAGCCACUUGCCUCCGCUGCCUCCGCCACCAUGGGAGGUGCAGCAAGCGGCGGCCACGAAGAUCCAAGCACACGUGCGUGGCAAGCAGGGUCGAGCUCGCGCUUUGAAGCUGCGCAAGAAGACCUUCACGCGCCGGUCCGCGCUGAAGCUGCAGAUGCGAGCGACCGAUGAGGACUCACCCAAGCCUGGGCUUCACUGGCAACCUUCCAAGGCAGCCGCGGUGCCUGCGGCGAAACGCCGACCCUCAGCCGCUGCGAAGCGUCCGGAUGAUGCACUGCAGGAGCGCGAGGAGUUCGAGCAGCCGAAGGCUCUGCCCAGCCGUCUGCCUGCCAUUCCACCAGAAGUUGCC
Symbiodinium necroappetens is the source of this 661-nucleotide messenger RNA. The record is from the annotation of a GenBank genome assembly. NCBI's taxonomy places the organism in Eukaryota, Dinophyceae, Suessiales, Symbiodiniaceae.